ACGACAAAUCAUUUUAACUUCAAUGCAUCCAAGACUGUCAUCCUAGAACUGGGCUGGGAAGUGAUAAGGAGCAAGCUAGAUCAUUUAUUCAUUUACUCUCAGAUUUAAAAGGAUUUGAAGAGAAUAUAAAAUGGCAGAAGUUUAAAGUUAGCAUUCAGGAUGAAUGAUGAUAACUCAGAUAAGAAAGGAGAUAAAUUGCAUCAUAUGUUUACCAGUGAUAAAAACGGGAAUACAGCUGAAUACACAAAAUCACCAUCUACUCAGUGCCCUUCAACGAAUCACGGGGUUUGGAAUGCUGCUGACCCAGAUGACAUGGUGGUGGACUCUGUAAUGGAUCCUGCUGUGGACAGCAAUGGAAGCAUUUCUUUAAGCCAUCAGCAUGUUGAGCCUUCAAGUGAUUUUAUUGAUAAGUCUGGGUUUGCAGUGCAUAGUGAUCCCACCCACCAGUCUUCUGCCCUCAGUACAACGAAGCCCCCAAACCUGCACAGCAACUUGGAUUCCCUAGGGGCACUCCAGGAUGAGAGAUUUGAGCCCUCUCCUUCCUGUGUGUGCAAGUCUGAUGGUGAUUUUGACUUUGCAGACUCCCCUGCAGCUUUGGAGCUAAAACAGACAUUGGACACAAAAGUGGACUCAAUUAACUAUACCUUUAUAGCACAUCAUUCUAUUGACCAGGGUCAGCCUUUACAUAAUCCUGGAGGUCUGCAGCCAAUGAGUGUGAGAGGUGGAAGUACAUUGUCCUGCUCCACGUGGACAUCAUCCCAUUCCUCUAAGAUACAUGUGAGAGGAAUUCAUUAUAAUAGAGAGAGCAUUGAAAACCUUGAAGCCCCACCCUCGGAAGUUCUGAACACAACCUACACAGUAUGUUCUGAUGUGCCGAUGCAAACCGAUAGUGUAGAUGUUAGAAUUCAGUGUCAGUAUUCAGGAAAUGUCACCAAAGAGUACACAGAUGGGACUGAGCAAGGACUCAUUGGAGAGAAAGAGAUACAAGCUGUGACACCAGUUUCUGGUGGCAUGGAGGUUCCCAAUGGGUCUGUAUUACAGGAGUUCUAUUGUGUAGCUGAAGAUGUACAAAACAGUGAGACACAUUCACACGGCUCAUAUGGUCAACAGGAAAUGGGCCAAAAUCUAAGAGAAACACUGUCCAACUGUCGUGUUGAUGAUGAAUGCCCUUUACUGGUGCCAGCUUUUGAUAAAAGUAAAACCAGAGUCCUGGAUUCUGAGUGUAAAGUCACUAUGACUGAAGACCCACACAUUGCUUUUCAUGACCAUGACUCAGAAAUCCAAAAUAGUACUGGAGAGCCGACCCUAAGAGGUGUCCCAGGGCAGAGGUUUUCGUUGUGUGAAAUGGCUUGGGAUGGAAAUGGUAGAGCUGUUAGCACAAAUAAUACAGCUUGCACAUCAUCAUCAACACCAGUUCAGGAAACCCCCAAUAUAACCCUUACACUUUCACCUGUUGAAGAUACAGAGAUGUGCAAUCAUGUAGAGAAUGGUCCAAGAGCAGCUAAAAAUGAACCAGACUUGAAAGAUAAGCCAGUGAAUAUGUCAAAGCCUAAUCUGGGAAAAUUAGCUACCAAAACUUAUACCACCACAGGCACUAAAGUUAGGAAGACAGAAAUCAUAAGUUAUCCAAGACCAAACUUCAAGAACAUUAAAGCCAAAGUUAUAUCUAGAUCAGUGUUGCAACCCAAAGACCCUUCUUCCCUAAGAAAGGACACACCCAAAACUCAGAUUGCCGGAGUCUCCUCAGCCCAACCAGUGCCUUCUAAGCAGUUGACAGUUGUGAACAAAACAGCAAGAUCUGACUUUAAUGCAGACAAAAAAGCAGAACUCCUAAUUAAGAAGACAGACAAGCAACAGUUUAAUAAACUCAUUACCAGCCAGGCUGUGCAUGUUACAACUCAUUCUAAAAACGCUUCACUCAGGGUUCCAAGAACAACAUCUGCCACGAAAUCAAAUCGGGAGGAUGUUGACAAGACAGGUUCUUCUCAUGCAUCGGGUGAAACUGGGUCUGUAGCUGCCUUUUUCCAGAAGAUCAAAGGUAUCCUCCCAGUUAAAAUGAGAAGUUCAGAGUGUUUGGAAGUACCAUAUGCUUCCCACAUCGAUCAGAUUAGCCCUGAAAAGGGUGAGAAGGAGAGCGGGGCUGCAGUGGUAAAUCAAGAGCUGGGAAAGCCUGACGUGAACGAGAUUUUUGAAUGCAAGUCCCUGUUUGCGGGUUCUGCACCCAAAACUGCCACCACCACCUCAGGAAGGAACAUUUCCAAGCCGGACACCUGCAGCCUGAGAAAAUCACCAGGUCUGAAAGCCAAAGUGGGACCUGCUGUUUCCUGCCUGAGAAGGAAGAAUGACAGUAGAACCCUGGGCUCUGACAGAGCCAUAUCGCCUCAGAGGAUCAGGCGUUUGUCCAGUUCUGCUGGUAAUGCUGCUGUCAUCAAGUAUGAAGAGAAAGCUCCCAAACAAACCUUCCAGAAUGGGUCAGGAGCCUUAUAUCUGAAGCCUUUGGUCCCCAGAGCUCACGCACACUUGCUCAAAACUCCUCAGAAAGGUCCUUCAAGAAAGAGUCUAUUUACAGCUUUUAAUUCAGUUGAAAAAGGCCGGCAGAAGAGUCCCAGAAGCCUGUGCAUCCAGACCCAGACAGCUCCAGAUGUGCUCUCCUCUGAAAGAGCACUUGAGUUGGCUCAAUACAAGACAAAAUGUGAAAGCCAAAGUGGAUUCAUCCUGCACCUCAAGCAGCUUCUUUCCUGUGGCAAUACCAAGUUUGAAGCAUUAACAGUCGUGAUCCAGCACCUCCUGUCCGAGCGGGAGGAAGCAUUGAAGCAACACAAAACCCUCUCUCAAGAACUUGUCAACCUCCGGGGAGAGCUAGUUGCUGCUUCAAGCACCUGUGAGAAGCUAGAAAAGGCUAGGAAUGACUUACAAACAGCAUAUGAAGGAUUCGUCCAGAAACUAAACCAGCAACACCAGACGGACCGGACAGAACUGGAGAACCAGCUAAAGGAAUUCUACACAGUGGAGUAUGAGAAGCUUCGGGACAUCUACAGCGAGGAGGCAGAAAAGUAUAAAACUCAACUGCAAGAGCAGUUUGACAACUUAAAUGCUGCCCAUGAAACCACCAAGCUGGAAAUCGAAGCUAGCCACUCAGAGAAAGUAGAAUUGCUGAAGAAAACCUACGAAACCUCCCUUUCAGAAAUCAAGAAAAGCCAUGAAAUGGAAAAGAAGUCACUUGAGAAUCUACUCAAUGAGAAGCAGGAAUCACUAGAGAAACAAAUUAAUGAUCUGAAGAGUGAAAACGAUGCUUUAAAUGAAAAGCUGAAAUCAGAGGAACAAAAGCGAAUAUCAAGAGAGAAGGCAAAUUCGAAAAACCCUCAGGUCAUGUAUCUGGAGCAAGAGCUAGAAAGCCUGAAAGCUGUGUUAGAGAUCAAGAAUGAGAAGCUCCACCAGCAGGACAUGAAGCUGAUGAAGAUGGAGAGGCUGGUGGACAACAACACGGUGUUGGUUGACAAACUGAAGCGAUUCCAGCAGGAAAACGAGGAAUUAAAAGCUCGAAUGGACAAACACAUGGCGAUUUCGAGGCAACUUUCCACAGAGCAGGCAGCAUUGCAGGAGUCCUUGGAGAAGGAAUCAAAGGUCAACAAGAGACUGUCCAUGGAGAACGAGGAGCUGCUCUGGAAGCUGCACAACGGGGACCUAUGCAGCCCCAAGAGAUCUCCUACAUCCUCAGCAAUCCCUUUCCAGUCUCCCAGGAAUUCCGGUUCCUUCUCCAGCCCCAGCAUCUCACCCAGAUGACACUUUCAGAACGGGGGAGAGUCUCUGAAGGCACUGAGGUGUGCUUCUGCAGGACUGACCCUCUCGUGGGAACAAGAGCUGAAUUAGCUUUCUGGAAUUUCCACAGGAUAACUGGAAAGCAGCCACCACCUUAUCGGCUACUUUCGAGUCAGGCGCUCCGGGGGAAGGCUGUAGACUUGAUCCAGAAGCCUCCUCCAAAGUUAGAUUUUGGAAUUGAUGUGGACAUAGUUGCACAGAGCACUUAAGGAACGAGGGAACCUUGUUCUUUUGCCUUCCUUCACCUAAGCAUAAGGGGAAACUCUCAGGGCCCUAUUAAGAUAAAGAUUUAUAUCCUUUAUAAUAUUCUUCACCAGAGACACCUUCUUGUGAUUUUUCUUUUUUAUUUCAGUCUGACUGUGGGCAGGGGUGUGUGUGUGAAUGAAAUGGGUGUACUGGUAUGUCAUGUGACUGUCACAGCCCUCUCUGCUGUGUAUUAAAAAGUCAACAGCCGAAUAUAGCUGGUUCUGUAUUAGUUGAGUUAUAAUCAGUGUACACGAGUCAACAAAAACCAUAGAAGAGAAAGCAGUAAUAGUGGCUUGAAUUACUACCGACUCCUCGCAGCACUGUGUGACACAGCAGGGAUAGGAUGUGACAGGAAAAACCCGUUGAUUUGUUGAUGUCUGUACAUUUCUGUUAGCUUUUCAGGGUUCAGUUUUGUCAGUUGAUACCAAGUUUGACUUUUUUCCUUUCCUUUCCUGUAGAUUUUUAUGAACCUAAUUGCUACACUCUGAUCCAUUUUACUCAGGCUACACGAGCUAAUUUUUCCAAACACAAAUCUGUAUAAAGACUAACAAGAGAGAAGCAACCAUUGGUACUUCUCUCUUUUUACCUUGAAUCAAAGCAGUCUUCAGAGGUCAACCUUCAUCUUCUCUCCCCAUUAUCUCCUUCUGCCUCUCCCCACCUCCAUAUAUAGAACCACGGAAGCAAACCUUCUACCUCUUUCCUCAUUACAAAGUGCUGUUCUGGAGCCAGCUUGUCUUGGAGGUGCUGGACUAAUAAGCUAACAUCUGGAUCUGGGGGUCGGGGAGUAGAGGUUUUGGCAACCCAAAGGGAAAUCAGUAAAGAUGGCCUUCAGCAUGUACUAAUGGCCAGCAGCACCUUGUUAACCAACAGUUGGUGUCCAAUAGGACAAGAGUCUGGGCAGUGAUGCUGAUUUAGGGCCCUUUGAGCAUCCUUCCUGUCAUUGACAUGUAACAAAGGUCAGCCAAAGAGUGAGAAAUGUAGUUUAUGCAACUCCAUCUCCCCAAGGCUUUGUAAAAGGUAGGAGGAUAACUGUGGCUUCCAUUCAUCCCCAUUCCACCCCCACUUCCCCAUACCUGUCAACAUUGUGAUGUCAGUCAGUAUUUACUAAUCCAUGUUCAAUGGCUGGUCUAAUAACCCCCUAUAGUUAGGAGAUUCAGGAUACUAGAUGUGGAUAUUUGAGUCAUCAUGGGCCUGCACACUGCGUAGCUAAUUGAUAUUCAUGACGCAUGCUUUUAAUUAGUGGUUAUGUUGGGUGAAGUCUAAUCGCCAAUAGUUUAUGAUAUAUGUAGCUUUCCAUGUUUGCUUCUGAUAAAUAGAAUGUAGCUUCACUGCCACCUCCCGGAAUAUCUCUGCUCCCAAGCCGUUUCCAAUGACAUUAGUUAGCCAAAGUUGGGGUUGUCGCUUUUGUUCUAGUUAUGGUAAAAAUUCAUUUGAUUCCCUGCCACCAUCCAUACCAUUUCGGUGACUGGGAAGUCAAUCUUACAGCAAUUAAAAUGCCUUUAGGGACUAGAAGACGAGAGAAGAAACAAAAUAGAGAGCUUUUAAAGGGUUUUUUUUUUUUUUUUAAACCAAACGUUUUGUGUACAAAACUGUUGACACAUCUUUAAAAAAAAAAUGUGGGUGUGUGAACAACUGUAGUUUAUAGUGAUGGAAGGUGUAUUUUACUUUGAUCAAAUAAAUAAUGAUGAAAUGUUCAAUAGAA
Phodopus roborovskii (desert hamster) is the source of this 5767-nucleotide messenger RNA. It is a transcript of the gene Mtus1, whose product is annotated as microtubule associated scaffold protein 1. Gene Ontology annotation, cellular component: nucleus; cytoplasm. NCBI's taxonomy places the organism in Eukaryota, Metazoa, Chordata, Mammalia, Rodentia, Cricetidae. The record is from RefSeq and is a predicted model, not a curated record. The transcript is spliced from 13 exons. Gene Ontology annotation, molecular function: microtubule binding. The coding region runs from base 160 to 3783 and encodes 1207 amino acids.